ACUUUCGCCGUAUUUGCUACCGAAGUGCUGCUACAGUUUCGUUUGAGUUUGUGUGCCUAGGUUUUUGCAUUCAUUUUUUACUUCCACACUAAUUUAACGAGAUCGAAAUCAGUGAAAGCUACGAAACUAAAGAAAUGUCUUUUGAGGAAACAUUGAGUGUUGGGGGGAGCGAGGAAGUGAGGGCAUUGGAGUAUGGUGAUGUGGGUAUAGAGAGUGGGUGGUCUGGGUUAGAGAGGACGAAAGGUGAGGUGGGUAGGGAAGAAAUGGUUAAGGGUGAGGAAGAAGGAAUUCCUUUGAAUGUUUUGGAGGUUGAGGGUGGUGGUGAUAAGUGUUAUGAUAGAGAGGCAGACAUUGUCUCGGAGGUAAUGGGGUAUAAGUCUGAAUUGGUUACUAGGGAUAGCCUUAAUUACUUAGUUGACACUUAUGCCCUCCCAUACCAAGUGUUAAUUAGGUCUGCCGGGGUGGAAGAGAAGGCAUGUUCAGUACCCCGGGAUCAUUGGAUGCCCAUGUACGCACAUUACUUAGCGGUAGGGCUGAGGUUUCCAAUCCUCAAACUGUUGGUUGGGUUAUUGUUGGAGUAUAAUAUAGGAUUAACACAAUUAGUUCCCAAUGCAGUGAGGGAGGAAGAGGUGGAGAAGUUGGUGAGGGAGGGAGAUGACAUUUUGAACAUCAUGUACCUCACUAGCUUGGAUGUCAUAGAGGCUGCUGAGCUUUAUGGGCCAAGCUCGUUGAGGGAAGCUGAGAUGGAUAAGUUUUUGAGCUCUGCUGGGGGGAUAGCCAUCACCAAAAAGCCAAGGAAGAAGUCAAAGACUUUUGAAAACGUUGGGGAAAGAGCUGGAGACAGAGAGAGGGAGAAGAUCUCAAGAAGUGAAGAUCUAGAACCGGCUCAGAAAAAGAAGAAAAAAGUAGGGGAGCUAGAGGUUAGGGGGGACAAGGUGGUAGAGUUUGUACCUCGGCCUCCUCUUGUUGAGCUUGAUCCCGAGCUCAGAGAGACUAGGGUUACAACCCAUGGGAAAGGGAAAGAACUUGUACCCUCUCUUUCUCUACAGAGCAGCCUUUUCGAUGCUAAAAACACGACGGCUGCUAAGAGAUUCAUCAAUUCAACUUUUCCCGAGGUGGAUCGACGUCGGGCUAGGGAAGAGGUGCUGACUCAUGCAGGAGCUACGGUCGUUCAACACGCCUUGGAGGUAUGUUAAGUUGUUUUAUCGUUGUUUGUUGGCUCCUUUUUUUUUUUAUUAUUAAACUUUUGCUUGAAUU
Molecule: messenger RNA, 1257 nt
Organism: Rubroshorea leprosula
Lineage: Eukaryota; Viridiplantae; Streptophyta; Magnoliopsida; Malvales; Dipterocarpaceae
Source: the annotation of a GenBank genome assembly